UCUUCAUUCAAUAUGUCAUGAGAAGGUCACGCUGGCAAAAAACGAAUCUCUCUCUCUCUCGUCCGUGUUGCUUCGACUUCAAUCCACCGAGCAAAAUUCCCUCAUGAUGGUUUUCUCAUAAUUUCGUCCUCCGUCAUCCCUACUCUCCGACGACCAGUCCAUAUUUGACUAUCGUCUCCAUCCGGGAUGACGAACUCCGCCUUCAAAAAACUCGAGGGGAAAGUAGCCAUCGUAACCGGCGGUGCAAGCGGCAUCGGCAAGGAAACGGCUCGCCGUUUCUCCAGUCACGGAGCAAAAGUCGUGAUUGCUGACAUCCAAGAUGAAAAGGGCCGAGACCUCGUAGAAUCAAUCGGCUCCCACUGCUGCACCUACAUUCACUGUGAUGUUGCGGAUGAGCAACAGGUGAUAUCCUUAGUACACUCGACCCUUCAACUGUAUGGUAAGCUUGAUAUCAUGUUCAGCAACGCUGGAGUGCUCAGUUCUGUUGAGCAAGACAUUCUUGAUUUCGACGUGUCGGCUUGCGAGCGCCUCUUCGCUGUAAAUGUCAAAGGUAUGGCCUCGUGUGUGAAACACAGCGCCCGCGCAAUGGUGGAUAAGGACAUAAAGGGAAGCAUAAUUUGCACUGCGAGCAUUUUUACGACCAUCGGGACCGACAAGUACAUAGACUAUACUAUGUCUAAGUAUGCGGUGCUGGGCUUGAUGAGGUCAGCUAGCAAGCAACUCGGAGCACAUGGGAUACGCGUGAACUGUGUGUCGCCAGGAGCAGUCGCGAUACCAAUGCCCUGCAACACCUUCGGCCGGAAUGAAGAGGAGAUCGAGACACUCUUCGAGUCGAGGUCGAGCUUAAAAGGGGUUUUGAAAGUGAAGCACGUGGUUGAUGCUGUGGUGUUCCUAGCUUCGGAAGAUUCCGAAUUCGUGAACGGCCACGACCUGGUCGUCGAUGGAGGGCUUAACACGCUUCAGCUGACUCCUCCACAGAAUAGGCUUCACGUUUCCAUGUAUGCCAUAUUUUCCGCUUCGGCACAAAGAAAUAUCAUUGUAACUUGAAGAAUGUUUCUCGUCAUGGAAUGUUACUGGCGCUUC
Molecule: messenger RNA, 1083 nt
Organism: Eucalyptus grandis
Lineage: Eukaryota; Viridiplantae; Streptophyta; Magnoliopsida; Myrtales; Myrtaceae
Product: (-)-isopiperitenol/(-)-carveol dehydrogenase, mitochondrial
Exons: 2
Coding region: 187-1047 (286 amino acids)
Molecular function (GO): oxidoreductase activity
Source: RefSeq, a predicted model, not a curated record